ACAUGUAUUUUUGUAAUUUUUUUGAUUUAUAUUUAAUAAAUAUUAUAUUUUAUUUUCAAUGACAUAUCCACAGAGUAAGAGGAUCAGUGAGGUGGAAGCAUCCUGGGGACGUGCUAGCGAUUUAAGCUCUUUUGAAAGAGACUCGAAAUCCCAAGAUCUAGAAACACGUGACGGAAAUACAAAGAAUGUUCACAGGUUACCUUUCUUCAAAGCGAGCUUGUUCGCCACCACACUGGAGGACAUCAUGGCUCAGCUCUACGUACUAUUUGAAAUAAACACAGAGCUGCGUGUGCUUCAAAUGAGAACGGAAAUGAUAGAAAACCUUGCUCGUAAAUAUGGAGUCAAACAGAAAACAGUGAUAAACGAGCUUGAUGAAAUCGAUCCUAAAAAACUUGGCUCUCUCGAAUAUAAGCUGAAAAAACUGCAAUCGGACCGGUAUUUAGUUCUGAAGGUCCUUCAAGACACGUACAUGGAUCUCUCACUUAAAUGUCAAUACAACGCAUUAUAUGAAAACGUUAACAGGAUUUGGGAUCGUCAAUGUCAUCUUAAAAACCUUAUUGAAGUGGAGUCUAACAAUAGAAUCCUUCGACGCGAACUAAAUCGGCAGCUCCGCCAGCAAAGGAACCAUGUAAAAUCUAUAACUUAUGACACUAACGUUGACAUCGAACUCCUCAAAUCUAAUUUAGAAGACUCCGAGUUAAAUUCUGAAAUUCGAAGCCGCUACGUUCUUAGCUGGCAAGGAGCUCGAACAGAACAGCACAUCCAGAUGAUCCACGAUAAAGAGUUCAAGCCAAAUCAUGCCAUUGAAUAUUUUAAAAUGAAAGCCGACCAGGAACAACGCGUCCACACCGAAAUCGAACUGUUGAAUAAUAUUAGAAUCAAUGAAGUCCUUGUUGAAGUCGAACACUGGAUGGGUAAGUACGACAAAGAUAUUGAACGCUUGGAUCUAAAAGUACAAUUGAAGAAAAAUGACUACGAAGCUGUUUGCGAUAAGAGAGUUGAACUCGAAGAAAUGCUUGUAGAACACGAAGAAUCAAUUAAUAGCUGGAAGAAAUUCAAGGAUGAAAGAGAAGCAGAUCGGCAAUACCGCGUAAAUAUGUUCAAUGCCGCAACUACAGUACAGGCGUGGUGGCGUGGCUUACUUGUACGACAGCAACUAGGACCCUAUAAAAUCGUUAAGAAGAAAGGACCAGCACCCAAACCAGAAGAAAAGUCAGGCAAAAAAAAGAAAUGAUAAGCCAAU
Nymphalis io (European peacock) is the source of this 1243-nucleotide messenger RNA. Its product is annotated as dynein regulatory complex protein 9-like. The coding region runs from base 59 to 1234 and encodes 391 amino acids. Gene Ontology annotation, biological process: cilium organization. The record is from RefSeq and is a predicted model, not a curated record. Gene Ontology annotation, cellular component: cytoplasm; motile cilium. Lineage: Eukaryota; Metazoa; Arthropoda; Insecta; Lepidoptera; Nymphalidae. The transcript has 9 exons. Gene Ontology annotation, molecular function: protein binding.